GGAAAAAGUCCACAAUAUCAUAACAAUGUGCGAUGACAGACGACUACGAGACUUAUUAUGGUGAGCACUUCAUAAGGACCAUCUCCAAGAAAAAUGAACCCCAUGCUGGGCCUGGGCCUGCUUCUGGCUGGCCUCCUCACUGCGGAAGGUCUUCUGAAGCCCAACUUCUCUCCAAAGAAUCAUGGAGCUGUGAGCCAGACUCAAGGGAGGAAGGGCAGGACAGGAGCCCGGGAGCUCGCAAGGCGGAAUAUGGCCUUUGGCUUCAAGCUGUACAGGAAGAUGGCCUCCACCGGCCACAGCAAGAACAUCUUCUUCUCCCCCAUAAGCAUUUCUACGGCCUUCUCCAUGCUGUGUCUGGGUGCCCAAGACUCCACGCUGGCCGAGAUUAAAAAUGCCCUCAACUUCAAGAAUGUACUGGAGAAAGACCUUCAUGAGGGCUUCCAUUACCUUAUCUGCAGGCUGAACCAGUGGAACCAGAACCUCAAGCUGAGCUUUGGGAACACCUUGUUCAUUGAUCGGAGGCUGCGGCCGGAAGAGAAGUUUCUGACAGAUAGCAAGAACCUGUACAAUGCAGACAUCAUCCCUACCAACUUCCAGAACUUGGAAAAUACUCAGAAGCAGAUCAAUGACUAUGUCAGUCAGAAAACCCAGGGGAAAAUCGAUAAACUCAUCGAGUAUAUAGAUCCUGGCACUGUGAUGAUCCUUGGAAAUUAUAUUUUCCUUCAAGCCACAUGGCAACAUGAGUUUGAUCCAAAAGCAACUAAAGAGGAAGAUUUCAUUCUGGACGGAAACAAGACAGUGAAGGUGCCCAUGAUGUUCCGUGGGGGCUUGUAUAAGGUUGCCCAUGACGACCAGCUCUCCUGCACUAUCCUGGAAAUGCCCUACAAAAGCAACAUCACAGCCACCUUCAUUCUUCCCGACAAGGGCAAAAUGGAGCAAGUGGAGGAGGCCUUGAACCUGGACACUUUUGACAGAUGGAAAAAAUUAGUCAUGCGAAGGGUUGUAGACGUGUCCUUGCCCAGGUUCUCCAUUACUGGUACCUACAACCUGAAGAAGACUCUUUCCCACAUGGGUAUCACCAGAGUCUUUGAGGAGCACGGCGAUCUCACCAGGAUUGUCCCUAAUCGAAGCCUGAAAGUGGGCGAGGCGGUGCACAAGGCUAAGCUGAAGAUGGAUGAGAAGGGCACGGAGGCGGCCGGGGCCUCUGGAAUGCAGACGCUGCCCAUGGAGAUGCCGUUCACCUUCAAGCUGAACAGCUCCUUUCUGCUGGUGAUAACAGAGGACAUCAUGCCGAGCGUGCUCUUCAUGGGAAAGAUUGCUAAUCCUGCUGGCACAUAAGGACGAAUUCCAGUUUGCUGCCAACCCCAACCAUGGCCUGGGGCUGAAAACGCCGCUUCUCCCUGGGACUGAGACCACAGAGACCUCCUGAUCUAAUCCCACAUCACCGUGCGUUCCCAAGACCGUCCAAAGAGGCAGCACUGCUGGCUCGCAGGGCCUCGUGCUUAGCCCCGUCCCUGCUCGUUCACAGGCUGGGCUGAGACACCCCACCCACAUCCACUUGGCAGGCCGCCAUUGCUCUCCCACUGGCAGGCAAAGGAGUUUUAUGAUUUAAUAAACACCCUCGCAGGUCUGCCGAC
Molecule: messenger RNA, 1637 nt
Organism: Rhinolophus ferrumequinum (greater horseshoe bat)
Lineage: Eukaryota; Metazoa; Chordata; Mammalia; Chiroptera; Rhinolophidae
Gene: SERPINA12
Product: serpin family A member 12
Exons: 5
Coding region: 94-1338 (414 amino acids)
Biological process (GO): negative regulation of endopeptidase activity
Molecular function (GO): serine-type endopeptidase inhibitor activity
Source: RefSeq, a predicted model, not a curated record